This is a messenger RNA of Entrophospora sp. SA101, 594 nucleotides long. NCBI's taxonomy places the organism in Eukaryota, Fungi, Glomeromycota, Glomeromycetes, Entrophosporales, Entrophosporaceae. The record is from the annotation of a GenBank genome assembly.
AUGAACUAUAAAUUUUCGCAACUUAAAUAUAACCCAUCAGUAUCAGUAGCCAUAGUAAAUUUUUCAUAUGAUCAACCUAAUAUUUUACCUGUAAAAGGAUUUGGAUAUUUAAUACCAAAAUCAACACAAAACAAUCUCCAUAAUGUAUUAGGGGUGGUUUUUGAUUCAUGCACAAUGCCAUAUCAGGAUGAACUAUUCAACAACUUUACAAAAUUGACUGUAAUGAUGGGUGGUCAUUAUUAUAAUGAUAACUUUGAUAAUCAACAAAAGCUUUUUAGUGAGGAGGAAUUAUUAAAUCAAUCAUUGGAAAUUUUAGAAAAUCAUUUAGGUAUUUACAACACACCUGCUGAUUACUCAGUUAAAUUAGCAAGAAAUUGCAUACCACAAUAUUAUGUAGGUCACUAUGAUAGAAUGAAAGAAUUACAUUAUGAGAUAAAAUCUAAAUUAAAAAAUAGAUUAAGUGUUGGUGGUGCUAGUUAUUGGGGUGUUAGUUUGAAUGAUUGUGUGCUGAAUUCUACAAAAUUGGUUUUGAAACUACUUAAAAAUAAUGAAAUUAUUACUGGGCUAGAGAAAGUUGAACAAUUUAAUAGAUAA